AUGGCGUCGUCUUCUCUACAGAUUUGUGCAUUGCUGCUGGCUUUAGCAGGAUUCACCAUUUCACUUGUUACUACAAUGUCCAACAGAUGGAAAAUUUUGGACACCACAACAGUGCUGGUUACUGCAGACUGGACUUCUGAAGGUCUUUGGAUGGACUGUGCAGUGACUGCUUUUGGAUCAAUACAGUGCAAGAAAUUUCUCUACAUGUUGAGUUCAGACACUCAUAUUCAGGCAUCCCGUGCCUUGAUGAUUUCUUCCAUCCUUUUGGGAUUCAUAGCUACAGUACUCUCGCUGCUUGGUUUGAAAUGCACAAAAGUUGGGCUGAGCGAUGAAGAUGCGAAAAUGAAGUUUGCUGUCACAGGAGGAUUUCUCUUUAUUUUAGGAGGUCUCUGCUCCAUGGUGGCUAUUUCUUGGUAUGCUGCGAUGAUUACCGCUCAGUUUUUUGACCCAUUGUACGCUGGAACCAAGUAUGAACUAGGAGAUGCUCUGUACUUAGGCUGGGCUGGAUCUGUUCUUUAUAUACUUGGUGGGAUCUUACUGACCUGUUCAUACAAAGGGAAGAAAAAACAUGAUUACAGUUGCAACAAGUACGCAUAUUCAGCAGGCCAGGCAGCUCAUCAGCAGCACAUUUACACCAAAAACUCUGACACAGUCAUAAGCAACAAGGAGUAUGUCUAA
This is a messenger RNA of Pterocles gutturalis (yellow-throated sandgrouse), 678 nucleotides long. RefSeq names its product claudin-19-like. Bases 1 to 678 code for a protein of 225 amino acids. Gene Ontology annotation, molecular function: structural molecule activity. Gene Ontology annotation, biological process: cell adhesion; bicellular tight junction assembly. Gene Ontology annotation, cellular component: plasma membrane; bicellular tight junction. The record is from RefSeq and is a predicted model, not a curated record. Lineage: Eukaryota; Metazoa; Chordata; Aves; Pterocliformes; Pteroclidae. The transcript has 5 exons.